Phascolarctos cinereus (koala) is the source of this 997-nucleotide messenger RNA. NCBI's taxonomy places the organism in Eukaryota, Metazoa, Chordata, Mammalia, Diprotodontia, Phascolarctidae. The record is from RefSeq and is a predicted model, not a curated record.
AUCAAAUCAACAAAACAGCAGAUAAACAAGAUGAAGUCACAGCAAAACCAGAAGAAAUAAAAAGAUCAGAACCUUAUAUGCUAAGAAAAUGGAGAAUCCAAAAUAAAUCAAGAUAUACUUUCAAAGGAAUACUUUCAAAUAUUCAAAUACUUUCAAAAAAUAUUAAGUGCCCAAACUAAAAGAAGUGUUCCUGAAUAGUCUUCAUAACUCAUCAGCCUUCAGCCUACCAUGACAUUUAAGAUCAGACAAUUUUUUUCACUGAUGACUGCCACAAUAUUUGCUUUGGUGAGUUGGUUCUUAUGUAUUGAUGUAGCAAAUUCUGUGUAUUGGAGGGUGUGGUAUUUUCACAGCCAGAAGAUUUCCAUUAUGUGGAUUGGACUUUGGAGGUUUUGCUAUCUUCAACAUUCUUCUAACAUGCAACAUAAAACAGUAGUUUGUAUGCAAAUCAAUUCAAGUUGGGUCUACCCCAUAGAAUUUCAUUAUGGCAAGGACCUGAUCACAUUGCCCAUCUUCCUGCAAGUGACUGGUAUGAUUUUCAGUUUAGGGGCAUUCCUGAUUAUCUUCAAGAAUGAACCAUACCCACAUUUCAUUGAUACAUGUCAUCUAAUUGCUGGAUGUUGCUUCAUCCUCAGUAGUAUCAGUGUUGGAGUCUCAGUGACCUGGAAUACCUACAUGGAUUUGAGAGGCCAUAGCACAUUGGAGUUUCCAAGACAAUUUCCAGUUAAAAUGAACAAAAUAACUAAGAGAGAAAUUGGUCUUUCUUUCCCAAUGGGAAUUUCAAGUGCAGCCUCUUCUUUUAUAAGUGGAAUCUUCUUCUUUUGCCAAACAUGUUGUUCAAAGCUUUCUAGAAUACAUCCUCAGUCCAGACAUCCCAUAAGGAAGUUGAUUACAGACACCUGAUUCCUUUGUGAACUGGCCCAAAAGAAUUUCCCUAAAAGGUUUCUGGUCCUAUUUCUGGACAUAGCAGUCUAAAGUGAUUGAACUCUCCAAAUAUUUA